AUGGACAUCACCUUUGGGAUUGCGAUUCUGAUACAGGUCAUCACUGGGAUAUCAGCGAAUGGAUUCCUCUUCCUGUUUUAUACCCACAAGUUCUAUGCCAGCCACCAGCUGAGCUCCUCUGACUUCAUCCUUGCUCACCUGGCCUUAGCCAACAUCAUAGUUUUUCUCACUGGGGGAGUCCUAAACGCUCUGGAAAUUUGGAGCCUGGGAAAUUUCCUAGAUGACGUCGGAUGCAAGAUGGUCAUGUACUUCUAUCGAGUGGCCCGCGGCCUGUCCAUCUGCAACACCUGCCUCCUGAGCGUCUACCAGGCCAUCACCAUCAGCCCCGGGACCCCCCGGUGGGCUAGGCUUAAGGCAAAAUUAUCCAAAUUUGUGCUCUCCUCCUGCCUCCUCUUCUGGAUCUUCAAUCUCCUCUUAGGUUUUGGUGCACCGAUGUUUGUGGCAGGUCCCCGGAAUGGCUCCAGGGAUCGAAUCACGUUGGAUUUUAAAUAUUGCACAGAGGUCCCUGUCAGUGAGGCAACCAACCUGAUAAAUGCAGUUGUGCUCUGUGCCUGGGAUCUGUUGUUCGUGGGGCUCAUGAGCGCAGCCAGUGGCUACAUGGUGUUUGUCCUGCACAGACACCACCGGCAGAUCCAGCACCUUCACGCGCCCGGACGUCCCCCUGAGGCGAUGCCUGAGAUCAGGGCAGCCAAGAGGGUCAUUGUCCUGGUAGUGUUCUAUGUCCUGCUGUAUGGACGACAGACCAUCAUGUUCAGUGUUUUGCUAAACAGAAAAGAAAAUUCUGCAUGGCUGGUGAAUAGCCAUGUGGCUUUUUCGAUUACCUUCUCAGCCGUGAGUCCAUUCCUGAUGAUUUCCAGCGACCGGAGAAUAAGGACACUUUGGAAAAGGGAAUCUCCUCUUUCCAAUGAGGAUCCCUAG
Molecule: messenger RNA, 918 nt
Organism: Ornithorhynchus anatinus (platypus)
Lineage: Eukaryota; Metazoa; Chordata; Mammalia; Monotremata; Ornithorhynchidae
Product: vomeronasal 1 receptor ornAnaV1R3056
Biological process (GO): G protein-coupled receptor signaling pathway
Cellular component (GO): membrane
Molecular function (GO): pheromone receptor activity
Source: RefSeq, marked inferred